CCCUUCUCCGAAUCAACACAACGAAACUCAGGCUGUAGACAGAUUCGACACUUGUGCCUGCUGUCGUGUAGCCUUGUAUUCUUUCCUUUUGGACUAGCCUGAUGAUAUGCAUUCUAUCGUCGAUUAUCUCCUUGAGAUACCCCGAUUGUUUCUUAUCAAGUAAUGCCAUUCUUAUCCGUGGGCUCAUAUUGUUGAAAACUUACAAGUAACAAUGUCGAAUGCUUCUAAAAGUUCUGUGGUCACUUUGACCGAAAAGUCGAAGGAAAAGCGUGAGGCUAGGAGCAUUACUUAUCACUCCUUUGAAACAAGUGUUAAGCAAAUUCACGAGGCACGCGGGAAGAUUCUUAGUCCGUUGAAAAGCUUCAUAGAUGGACAGUGGCGCAUUGAUGAUGAGUCAAAAUGCGGCUCGAAUCCCCCAUGGAAGGACUUGGGCUGCGAAUCGAAGGCUGAGCGGUACAUUCGGACCACGCCGGUUAGGAAUGACAUGAGAAACUAUGCACAAAAUCGCUUUCGUAUACUCGUUGUCCAGUUUUCCGAUAUGAAGCAGCUGGACGAGCAGAAAGUACUCCUCAAAGCUGCAAAAGCCGCUCACUGGAUAAGCAAUGUUUUCGAAACAUUCAUUGCUAAUCACACAGUUGGAUCGGCAGUUAGAGAAUCCAACAACAGUCUGAGUUUCAUGGCUCAAACCCCCCACGAUGAUUUGUUACCGUUCUUCUCGCUCUCUCUGACAUCGCACCAUGGUUAUGGAUAUGAGAGCGCACCGGACUGGACAGCGCUCAUCUUCCUCGGACCUUCUAGCCCGGAACACAAGCUCGACAUGAAAGUGUUGUCGGACUUGCUGGAUCAUGAAGUUUAUCCAAGCGAUUAUUCACCAUACCUAAGCCCAGAUCUGAUGAUACUACCGGUCACCCUGAUGCGCUUCCAGGUCAACGAGAUUGCAACCGGAGUUGCAAAAAUGAGAAAAGAGAUAUUGGAAGUAGACAAGGAUUUGCUGAACCCCAAAAUCUACAAAAUGAAGGAACUGAGAAAGGUCAAAGCGCAUUUAUUCAACCUCAGACGAACGCAAGGAUCUUUACAUCAGCGCUACCUCUUUGCAAAGGAACUUGCUGCCAACCUGGAACAGACCUUUGAGACAUUGAGGACGAAAGCUACAAAUGAAUCUGGUGAACGUUCCAUUGAGUAUUCUGAAUCAUUGGUCGAGGCAGUGCAGGCGCAUUCUUUCAUCUUGGGGACACUGAAGCAUGAAGUCACAACCGCAGCACCGCGGAUUGAAGCGCAACAGACUAUGAUAGCGAACAACUCCUAUCUAGCCGCUGAGGAAGCACGUCGGGAUUCGGCCUCAAUGAAAACGGUUGCGGUAGUGACACUGGUAUUUUUGCCAGGUACAUUCGUGGCAGUACGAUUCCCCUCCUUCGAAUAA
This is a messenger RNA of Aaosphaeria arxii CBS 175.79, 1420 nucleotides long. RefSeq lists its product as uncharacterized. The transcript has 3 exons. The record is from RefSeq and is a predicted model, not a curated record. NCBI's taxonomy places the organism in Eukaryota, Fungi, Ascomycota, Dothideomycetes, Pleosporales. Bases 212 to 1420 code for a protein of 402 amino acids.